Protopolystoma xenopodis is the source of this 255-nucleotide messenger RNA. NCBI's taxonomy places the organism in Eukaryota, Metazoa, Platyhelminthes, Monogenea, Polystomatidea, Polystomatidae. The record is from the annotation of a GenBank genome assembly.
AUGGCAAGUCUCACUGAUGAUGCCGACUACGAUGCCGGCGAAACGUGCGUUCGUAGCUUGGUGCGGAGAAUGGCAAAACUCACUGAUGAUGCCGACUACGAUGCCGGCGAAACGUUUGAAAAUGUCUUGGUGCGGAGAAUGGCAAGUCUCACUGAUGAUGCCGACUACGAUGCCGGCGAAACGUCUGAGAAUGUGUCAAGUCCACGGUCGGAUGCUGGGAAUCAAGACAACUACUAUGGCAGACGACUUCGGACU